Messenger RNA from Anopheles darlingi, 1468 nucleotides. RefSeq names its product V-type proton ATPase subunit G-like. Gene Ontology annotation, molecular function: proton-transporting ATPase activity, rotational mechanism. The record is from RefSeq and is a predicted model, not a curated record. Bases 79 to 441 code for a protein of 120 amino acids. The transcript is spliced from 3 exons. Lineage: Eukaryota; Metazoa; Arthropoda; Insecta; Diptera; Culicidae. Gene Ontology annotation, biological process: proton transmembrane transport. Gene Ontology annotation, cellular component: vacuolar proton-transporting V-type ATPase complex.
AAAUGGCUGCAUGGGCAGAUCACUGAAAAUUGCUCGGGAAAAGAUUACUAAGUUGUUCCUCGAUAAAUCGGACGCAAAAUGGCCAGCCAAACGCAAGGAAUUCAGCAACUGCUCGCAGCGGAGAAACGUGCCGCCGACAAGGUGGGCGAGGCGAGGAAACGAAAGCAACGCCGUUUGAAGCAGGCCAAGGAGGAGGCGCAGGAGGAAAUCGAGCGGUACCGUCAGGAACGGGAGAGGCAGUUCAAGGAGUUCGAGGCGAAGCACAUGGGAAGUCGCGAAGGAGUUGCGGCCAAGAUUGAUGCUGAUACGGUUCGGAAGAUCGAGGAGAUGAAUAGAUCGAUUUCGGUCAACAAGGCCGCGCUGUUAAGCGAAAUUCUGACCCUGGUGUACGACAUCAAACCGACGCUGCACAAGAACUAUCAGCCAACGAAGGCCAAGUAAGAAGCGAACCCGUUGCCCAGACAGUAGACAGUAGAUCUAAAUGGAGAAUCUAAAUGGACACCACGAGCAGACAAAACAGCAUAAAUCCUAGUUACAAUUGCAGCCCGAAGUCUCACACAAACGCCAUUAGCAGUAUCGUUGUUCAGAAAGCAGCAGAAAAUGCGAGAUCUAUUCGAAGGCCCACGGAUUCUGUAAAUAAUUGUUUAUCGUUACUUGUUUUUCGUCGUUUGCGCGUGUAAAGAUAUCCUCUACUCUGCACUCCAUUGUUUUCGGUUUUAUCUUUCGGUUCCAUCGUUCGGUUCUGCUCUGCCUAGCAAUCCCACAGCUACAAUCGCCGGUCGGUUGACGAAUGAGAGCGUUCCUUUUGGCGUUCUAGCGUUCUUUUCCCAGAAGAAUCGUUUCGAAAUGUGUGUAGCACAAACGGGGCAUCGGUUAAAAAUUGUAGUAAAGUAAAAACGAUCCGUUCCGAUGGUGUCUCAUUCCAAUAACAAAAUGUUCCAAACAAUCGGUGUCCAGUAUCAAGUCGUUCGUCGUGGCCGUGUGCUAAUGUCCCACCUCUUUAUCGUCUCUCCCUUUUGCUAGUUCAAAAGUAAACCUUAAGAACAUGACAAUAUCACCCAAAAACCAAGGCUAACAGUCGAUGGUAGGGGCUUAUCUCGGAUUUACGAAUAAUUGGUUCUCUCUGCGAUAGCGCGUGAUCGUUCGCCAAAUGCGUAGGCCCGCUCGAAUCGCGAAUAUAGCCACUUACCUGCACUUCAAUGUUUCGCUGUGUGUUCUGUUCUGUUUCCGCUUCCCGGCAUUGUGCCCGAAAUGCGUUCCAAUCGUUCGAUGCCGUAUAGGCUAGUUAGGCAUCGUGAAGCUAUAUCUAUCUAACCCACUAUUAUCCCGAAGAAACCGAACACCGGAACUCUACCCAUAGUGUACCCCAGCAGCGUAAAGCGUUAUUAUCUCAUAAUUCGAAGCUGUAAAGAAACAAAUGUCUCUACAUGGAAUGAAUAUUAAUAUAGUUAUGAUGAAUGCGGUUGAA